GAGUGAGCAGAGCAUCAUAAGCAAACGGGUGCUCAAGUUUGGUGCCAUUAUCUUGAUUUUGGCAAGGACGUUUAUGGAUUUGCAUGUGUGAGGUGGAUCGGGUUUGAUCACAUUUUGGGACACGUGCAAAGACUGGGUAUGUAACAGUGAAUGUUACUGAAGUUUUAUUUUCCUUAUUUAAAGCCAGUGUAUUUUCCUGUCGUUGAAUCUGUUUACAUGGAAUGUUGGAAUUCAUGUUAGCAACAAUUAUGAGUGUACUUAAAACAUAUCAUACUUUGAUAAAAUUAUUAGAAUGUAUUAAAAGAUUGUGUUUUUUGGUACUCAUGUAUUUCAUGAAAACGGUGGAGUUUACUGGUGGGCUAAUGUGCUGUUAUUGUUAUUCAAUAUUAGGCUCUACCGUAUUUCAUUUCAUUUUAUUUUACUCCAUUUCAUUUCACUCAAGGGUGAUUCAGAAAUACAAAAAUUACCCAUAUUUGUACUCUGAACUUUUAAAGUUUGAGACUAUUUCUGGAUUGUAUUUCUCACAUUUUGAAAUCAGUGCUUGAUCUUUUGUUUUUUUGUCAAAUGAGCACAACAGAGUCCUAAGAUUUACUUUAUUUUAUGAUUGUUUUUCAUCAGUACCUACUCCCAUCGAUCGUUGUCCUUCUGAGAGACAGCUGUCAGAAUAAAACCCAUAAAAUAUACUUUUUUUGUAUUGUGUGGCGUUUCCUUCUAAUCCAUAGGCCACAUUUUGGUACCAGGAGUGGGGUAUCUGACUGUUGGGAGUCUAUAGUUUUUUUUUUAUGUCUUGAAAUACGGUAGAGCUGAAGAUAGGUGCUUGUGGAACACGGAGUGAAGGCAAACUUUCUCGGUGCGGUUGUCCAGCGAACAGACGUCAGCCGGCUGGAGGUGACAAUACUGCUAAGCGAGAGGAAGAAGAGUGCCUUAUCCAUUGUGGUCUGCAUCGUGCUUUCCGAGGAGACACCUAUCAAGAGACUGUCUAAAAAGGAAGAGGGGUGUAUUCUAUGAGGAGCUGAGAACAUAUCCUUUGACUCCCAAAUAAUAACGAACUGAUUAAGAGACUAUUUUUUGUCCAAAGCAACUGUUUCCAUUUUGUUAAACUGAAGAAAAUUGUAUACUGCAACAAUGUCACAAUCAGAUGAUGUUGCUCCACUUUUACCAGCUGAUGAGUAUUGUGAUGAACAGGGUGCAAGUAGUGGUAGGCAUGACAUGUACGUACAAAUUCAAGAACUUAAUAGAAAGCAUGAGGAAACUAUGGCAGCAAUUGCUAACUUAAGUAGAGAGCCAACCAGGUCUUACAUUUAUGUACCAAGAGAACGUCACAUACAACCAUUCAGUGGUGAUUUGAACAAAGAUGGGAGAUUUGUUGACGAGUUUAUUGAAGAGGUAGAGAGGGUGAUGCAUGCUAGAAGUCAGACUAUGGAAGACCAGUUAGACUUUGUCCUCUCACUUCUUAAAGGGGCAGCUUUAGAGGAGGUCAGAUUGCGAAUGGGGAAUGAUGCAAAACAUCCAUGUGACAUUUUUGAAUAUCUGAGAGAAGCUUUCAGAGAAAAGCGCAGUGUAUCUCAGCUAUUGCAAACAUUCUAUAGCCGUAAACAAUUAGAAGGGGAGGAUAUUCGUGCCUACUCCCAUGCACUGUCCCAGAUUCUGAACUCUAUUCAGAAAAAAUCAGCAAAUGCUGUUGCAAAUGCGAGCAUGGCAAUUCGAGAUCAAUUUAUUGAGGGCAUUAGAGACGCUAGCCUUAGGAGAGACCUUCGAAAGCUGGUUAGAGACAAGCCAGAGUCAACACUUAUUGAAGUGCGAGAUGAAGCUCUCACGUGGUCUUUAGAAGAUCCCAAGCCUCGUGUCCCAAAAGUAAUCAGCAAUCAUAGUGUUGUAUCUGAGACCGUUGAAGCCCAAUGUGCUGCUGUUGCACCUGAAACCAAAACAGUCUUGAAGAAGUUUUGAAAAUUGUAGCAGAACAAGGAAGAGCUAUAGGAGAGCUAACCCAAGCUGUGGAGAAACUCACCACAAAGUGCUUCAAGUCAGAGCCUGUAACCCAAAGCAACCCCAAUGUGCAGCCAAGGUUUACAGAUGAUGGGCAGCCAAUUUGUUUCCGGUGUAAUUGUGUAGGACACAUCGCUAAGAGGUGCAUGAGAAGAAACAAACAGGCUGUUACAGACCAAGCUACUAGCUCUGGGCCCCAGGGAAACACCCGCCCUCGGUUGCUGUGAGCCAGGCAAUGCGAGGGCAGUCAGUUGGCUCAACUAGUGUAGAUACUAGUCGUGAUAGACUACUUGAACGUGCUGUUGGAAAAUGUCCUAUUGCUAAUCUCAAAAUAAAUGGGGUGAGUGCCACUUGUCUGCUGGAUACAGGAAGUCAAGUCAGCACUAUUUCUGAGAGUUUUUUCAGGGAACACCUGUGUGGUGAGGAUAAAGAUAUGCUCUCAACAUCAGGAUGGCUGAAAAUAACUGCGGCCAAUGGUUUGGACAUACCUUAUCUCGGUUACCUUGAGUUGAAAGUUGAAACCAUGGGUAUUGUCCUCUCUGAAUGUGGCUUCCUUGUAGUCAGAGACACACUGAACUCCCCUCUUGUACCAGCACUAAUUGGCAUGAAUAUUAUCAGCAGAUGCAGACAACUGGUACAUGCAGAGUUUGACACCACCCUUGGUGGGAAAUUGCAGUCUAAUUGGAGAGAGGCAUUUCAACAACUGCACCAUGCAAGUAGCCAAGAGAGAAGGACAGCCGUUUGUUUAGCUGGAAAAGACAUGGUACACAUACCUGCUUCUUCAGUUGCGACUGUGCUGGCUAAACGCACAAAACAUAUGUCACAUGAUGACUCAUUUGACUACCUACUAGAGCCACUGAAUAUACCAUUACCAGGUGGAUUAAUUGUUGUUCCCUGUCUGGUGGCCGGAGGGAAACAGUUGUUUCCUGUGCAAGUGGUGAAUCUUUCCCCAGAAGACAUCUGGUUGCGGGCCCGAACCAGGCUUGGGACUGUAACUCACAUUGAGAGUUUGAAAUUGAAUGAGACAUGUGAGGUUAAGUUCCAACGAAUUUCAGCUGAUACUGAGGAAAUAACUGUUAACACCAAAAGUGAUCAGGUAUUGGAGAACAGCUCAAAAGAGUUCCUCAGUAAGCUGCAUAUCGGUGGUACCCUUGAGCAGCAAACAGAGCUGAGUAAUUUGUUGAUGCAGUAUUCUGAUGUGUUCGCACUCGAGGAUGAAGAUCUUGGUUUCACUGAUAAGGUGCAACAUGAGAUCCAUGUAACCGAUGAUAUUCCAGUGACACAGCCUUACAGGCGUAUACCACCCACCAGUGAUGGAGUACUCGAGUCCUGGACUCGGACUCGAGUCCGACUCGAGUCACUAUUCUUUGGACUCGAGUCCGACUCGAGACUCCAUUCUCUGGACUCGUGACU
Molecule: messenger RNA, 3399 nt
Organism: Carassius gibelio (silver crucian carp)
Lineage: Eukaryota; Metazoa; Chordata; Actinopteri; Cypriniformes; Cyprinidae
Exons: 2
Coding region: 2222-3397 (391 amino acids)
Biological process (GO): proteolysis
Molecular function (GO): aspartic-type endopeptidase activity
Source: RefSeq, a predicted model, not a curated record